UGAACGUGAUUUCGUAUUUUUGUCCUUGUCUCAUUGUAACUAUUAUAUUUGCAAAUUAUAACAAAAUUACUCAUCCAUGAGAAAUAUCUAGUUAAAACUAACUUGUCUGAGAUGAAAAUUAAAUUUUUUGUAGAGUCGUGUCAAUAAGAUACAAGAAUAAGAUAAUUGCCGACGCUUUGUCUAGUCAUAUGUUUAAUCGCGAUUCGAGUUGUUUACUUUAAGAUAUCAAAUUGAGUAUAUAGUGUGUAUUUUCGUACGAUUUAUGAAGCAGUAGAUAGUUUUUUUGCAAUGUCUGACAGUGGGGAUAGUGAUAUUACUUGGAUAUUUUACAAGGACCGCCCAGAAUGGAGCGAUGUUACACCAGUACCAGAAAACGAUGGUUCCAAACCAGUUGUUGUAAUAGCACAUUCUGAGAAAUUUGAAGAUGUAUAUGACUAUUUCCGAGCUAUUUUGCAAACAAAUGAAAAGUCUGAACGGGCUCUACAGUUGACUAAAGAUGCAGUGGAGUUAAACCCAGCUAAUUAUACCGUCUGGCAAUACAGAAGAGAUUUGCUUCAAGCAUUAGGUAGUGAUCUGAGAACUGAACUGGAUUAUGUUGAAGCAGUUAUAAAACAAUCACCUAAAAACUAUCAAGUAUGGCAUCACCGGCGAGUGCUAGUAGAAUGGCUGCAAGAUUCAGAUUUGGAAUUGGAUUUAACUCAUGAUGCAUUAUUACAAGAUCCUAAAAAUUAUCAUGCAUGGCAACACAGGCAAUGGGCUAUUAAGACUUUUGGGUUAUUUGAGAAAGAAAUGGAGUUUGUUGAUAAUCUUAUCUUGGAUGAUGUCCGCAACAAUUCGGCUUGGAACCAACGCUACUUCGUUAUGAACAACCAUCUUGGCUGGUCAGAUAUGAAUGUUCAGAAAGAAAUUUGUUAUACAUUGGAAAAGAUUAAGUUUGUGAAAAACAAUGAAAGUGCAUGGAAUUACUUACGAGGUGUAUUACUGCACGAUCCAAAAGGACUGAGCGGUAACACUAAUGUCACAUUGUUUUGUGAAGAAUUGUACUCGGACAAAUGCCGUUCACCAUACCUACUGGCAUUUUUGAUAGAUGUAUGUGAUGAAGCAAUUAAAAAAGGAGAAAUCAACUCUUUGUAUAAUGCUGAAAGAGCGUUAGACUUUUGUCAGGCAUUAGCAUCUAAGUAUGACAAAAUCAGAAGCAAGUAUUGGAGUUUCAUAGCAGAAAAGUUUCGAAAAUAUCAAUCUAAUCAGAAUUAAUGGAUUAAAUUAUUAUGGGGGGAAAGAGUUCUAUAAUUUAUGAUAUUGUUUUUUG
Messenger RNA from Papilio polytes (common Mormon), 1309 nucleotides. RefSeq names its product protein farnesyltransferase/geranylgeranyltransferase type-1 subunit alpha (gene Fnta). The record is from RefSeq and is a predicted model, not a curated record. Gene Ontology annotation, biological process: protein farnesylation; protein geranylgeranylation. Gene Ontology annotation, molecular function: protein farnesyltransferase activity; CAAX-protein geranylgeranyltransferase activity. Lineage: Eukaryota; Metazoa; Arthropoda; Insecta; Lepidoptera; Papilionidae. Bases 289 to 1254 code for a protein of 321 amino acids. The transcript has 5 exons. Gene Ontology annotation, cellular component: cytoplasm; protein farnesyltransferase complex; CAAX-protein geranylgeranyltransferase complex.